Molecule: messenger RNA, 7655 nt
Organism: Hyla sarda
Lineage: Eukaryota; Metazoa; Chordata; Amphibia; Anura; Hylidae
Gene: COL4A5
Product: collagen type IV alpha 5 chain
Exons: 51
Coding region: 942-5981 (1679 amino acids)
Cellular component (GO): basement membrane; collagen trimer
Molecular function (GO): extracellular matrix structural constituent
Source: RefSeq, a predicted model, not a curated record
GGAGAAGGGCUCGCUUCCAUACACUGUACGGGCAGGCUAAGGUUAGGCAUGGAGGAAGGGGGCGGGGCCAGGGGGCUGUCAAUCACAGCUCUGUGGGCUGAGGGAGAUGUCUGCGCUCAUCUAUCUGGCGCUAAUACAGUCAAUGGGAAUAUAGAUUGUGUUCUAUGGAUGAUACAUAGACGGUUUAUAGUCUGGGGAGUUUGGGCAAUAAGUGACCCCUAUUCUUGAUAUUUAUGAAGUAUUUAUUGUAACAUUACAGGUUACUAUGUACAUUGUUGUCUGCAGGAUGGGGGCUUAGACUUGGGUGGGCUAUAUGUUAGGCUAUAUGUCAUUGCAUUGUAUUUGUAGUAAAGGACAUGUUUACUCAGCAGAAUGCAUAGCCUUAUAAUGUGGAGUGUAUAGUGUAUUAUUUCAGGGACACCUGAUGGCACGUUCCCCCUCAUACAGACAUUUCAUUAGUUUUCAUUUACAGGUUCAGGUCCCUCCGCAGACAAAUGAGUCCCCCCCCCCCCCCUCUAGAAAUGGCAUCCAGUGUCUUUAUGAGACAGUGGGCGGGAGUGGGUGUUGGGAGUGGGUGGGAUGUGGCAGGAGGCUGGGGUCACUAUCACCAGAGGAGAAAAAAAAAAUCCUAAGGAGGCUCUCCAUUAAUAUAGUGAAAAGGCUCUGGAGAGGCCACAGCGAUCAGGGAGCAGCAGGUUUCUUAAGCCUAGGGGAGAUGCUGACGCGGAGGGAUUCGUGAGAAAAUAGUGCGCCUCGUAACUUCAGCAGGGAAAAGUUAGCAGUAGUUUGCAGAAGGCAGUAGUAGCCCAGGUCCGGGGUGGCCCCUCUCACUGUGUGCUGCCGCAUCUCCUCCUCUUCUGCCUGGGCAUAAUAUGUCAGCUCCUCAGCUUCUGCCUUGUAGUUGGAGCCGGUGUUAAGAUAUUACAGGGGGUUCUGGAAGAAUGAGGAUGGGGCAUUUCCAUAGACUGGCUGUCCUAGCCUGGCUGCUGCUGCUGCUGGGGCACUGGGUGCAGAAUGCAGACUCUGCGGCUUGCCAGGGAUGUACAUCAAAAUGUGACUGCAGUGGUGUGAAGGGGGACAAGGGAGAGAGGGGGCUUCCCGGAUUAGAAGGACCGCUUGGUUUACCUGGAUUUCCAGGACCUGAAGGGCCACCUGGAUCUCGCGGCCCAAAGGGUGAUGAUGGCUCAGCAGGAUCAGUUGGACCCAAAGGAAUAAGAGGACCUCCAGGUCUUCCAGGAUUUCCUGGCGCUCCUGGAUUGCCUGGGUUACCUGGGCAGGAUGGAUCCCCCGGACCUGCUGGUAUCCCAGGAUGCAAUGGGACAAAGGGUGAUCGUGGUUUUUCAGGAGGUCCAGGACUUCCAGGUCUUCAAGGUCCACAGGGUCCCCCUGGAUUACCAGGCUUAAAAGGGGAGCCAGGAGAAGUCAUUCCUUUUACUCAGUCAGGACAAAAAGGCGAAUCAGGACUACCAGGUCUCCCGGGUUUACCAGGUCUCCUUGGUCCCCCAGGAAUACAGGGUCCAGUUGGACGUCCAGGACCUGCAGGUUUACCGGGACCUCCUGGUACCCCUGGAUUUCCAGGAGCGAAGGGUAAUAUGGGCUUGAAUUUCCAAGGAUCAAAAGGAGAAAAGGGUGACCCAGGACUUCAAGGACCCCCUGGACCCCCUGGACAAUCAACAGAACAGAAGGAACCAGGAGACAGUCAAGUCCAGAAAGGAGAGAAGGGCUCAAUUGGUUCACCAGGAUUCCCUGGACCGCCUGGUCCUCCAGGUCCUCCUGGUCUUUCUGGAGGUAGUAAAGGACAAAAAGGAGAACCGGGAGAUGCAGGAAAGAUCGGCAAACCUGGCAAGGAAGGAAGGAGUGGAUUUCCUGGUUCGGAGGGUGCUCCUGGUGAUCGUGGUUUACCUGGAAAUUCCGGCAGAGAUGGCGAGAAGGGUCAAAAAGGUGAUCGUGGAUUCCCUGGACCUCCUGGACAGGUGAUAACAGGACCAGAACCAAGCCUCGGACCAAAAGGAAACAUUGGACCUCCAGGAUUACCUGGAAUCAAAGGAGAACGUGGUUUUCCAGGUUUGCAAGGUCCACCGGGCCUUCCAGGGCAACCAGGUACUGCUGCCACCGGCCCUCCAGGGGACCCUGGCUUCCCAGGAGAAAGAGGACAGAAAGGAGAUCAAGGCCCUCCAGGAAUAUCUAUACCAGGUCCUCCUGGUGAAGAUGGCCGUUCUGGAUUUCCUGGCCCUCCAGGACCACCUGGGCCUCCAGGGUCUUCAGAUCCUCCUAUUGGAGAAAUAUGUCUACCUGGAACACCGGGCCUUCCAGGCUUCCAAGGCGAGCCAGGUCUUUCUGGUGAAAGAGGACAGAAAGGUGACAGGGGAGACACAUGUUACAACUGUAUAGGAAAUGAAAUUCCAGGACAGAAAGGAGAACCUGGCCCUUCUGGUUCUCCUGGGAACCCAGGGUUGCCUGGUUAUCCUGGACCAAAAGGUGAUCCCGGUCUUCCGGGUCUGUUGGGUCCUCCAGGACAAGCAGGUUUCCCUGGUUCUCCAGGUAGCCCUGGCCGACCUGGCCCCAAAGGAGAUCCCGGUGAAGUGAUUGCAGUAACUGGACUGAAAGGAGAUAAAGGUGACACUGGAUUUCCCGGUCCAGCUGGAAGCCCUGGCCUUGAUGGUCGCCCUGGAAGAGAUGGAAUCCCAGGAGUUCCUGGGCCUAAGGGAGAGCCGGGUGGCCUUGCCUUCAAAGGUGAACGUGGCCCAUCCGGUGAACCUGGCCUCCCUGGACUUCCAGGUGAUAGAGGUCCCUUGGGUCCUCCUGGUUUUGGUCCACCUGGCCCCUCUGGUGAGAAAGGAGUUCAAGGAGUUUCUGGUCGACCGGGUGCACCUGGAGCUCCAGGUGUUAAGGGACCUCCUGGACAAACAGUAACAGAGAAAGGUGCUAAAGGUCUCCAGGGUCAGCCUGGUAAUAUAGGCCCACCAGGAUCACCAGGUGAACCCGGUCAGCCAGGACAGCCCGGACUUCCAGGCCUUACAGGAAUGAAAGGAGAUCCUGGGAACCCCGGAAUUGGACUUCCAGGACCAGCUGGUCCAAAAGGGUUCUCCGGACCAUCUGGACCACCAGGACCACCUGGUACAUCAGGAAAGCCUGGAUUAGAUGGAACACCUGGCCAGCCAGGUUUCCCAGGACCAAAGGGUGAGCCUGGAUUUGGAUUACCGGGACUUCAAGGUACUCCUGGUUCUCCUGGAUUAAAAGGAUCUCAAGGACCAAAAGGAGAUUCUGGGUUCCCAGGGAUGCCAGGAUCCCCAGGAAGAGCAGGAUUUGAUGGAUCUCCUGGACCAAAAGGUGACCCUGGUCAGAACGGACUCCUUGGCCCACCAGGUCCACCUGGCAUUCCAGGUACUGGUGGUCAAGGUCCUCCUGGCCCUCCUGGACUUCCAGGACCAGCUGGCCCCCCAGGGUUAACGGGUAUAUCUGGUGACAAGGGUGAUCCUGGCCCCCCAGGAUUUGAAAUUCCUGGCCCUCAAGGAGAUCGUGGUAACCCUGGUUUUCCUGGUGAACGUGGAUUUCCAGGUCCUCCAGGACCACCUGGAUUCCCAGGCCGUGAUGGAGUACCAGGUGUUAAGGGUGGAAAAGGUGACAUGGGUGUCAUGGGACCACCUGGACCAUCUGGACCUCCUGGCAGCCCUGGCGGCCCUGGCUUUCCUGGCCCAAAAGGUCUUGAUGGAUUUCCUGGUCAACCUGGUAAUAGCGGUAAUAAUGGACAAAAAGGUGACAAGGGUGAUCGCGGUCUUCAGGGUCCACCCGGAAAUAACAUUGGAGGUCUAGGAAGCAAAGGAGACAAAGGAGAACCUGGACAACCUGGUGCCCCUGGCUUAAAUGGAGAGAAAGGCUACAGUGGAAUGCCUGGUUCUCCUGGAUCAGCGGGCUCAAGUGGACUUCCAGGAUCUUCGGGAAUACCAGGGCCUAAAGGAGAUCCCGGAUUCCCUGGACAGCCUGGGUUACCUGGCCCUUCGGGACAAAAGGGGAACAUGGGAGAGAUGGGACUUCCAGGACCAAGUGGUGAAAAGGGUGGACCUGGGCAGUCUGGACGCCCUGGGUCACCAGGACCUCCAGGAUUCAGUGGACCGAAAGGUGAUAAAGGUGAACCAGGACUUUCAGGCAUCGGGCAGCCUGGCUUCCCUGGCCAAAAGGGAGAACCUGGACCUGCUGGGUUUCCAGGUACGCCAGGUACUAAAGGUGAAGCAGGAAGCCCUGGACUGCCUGGAUUACCAGGAGUAUCAGGUCCUAAAGGAGAUCCAGGUGCCCCAGGAUUUUCAGGUGCUCCAGGUCUUCCGGGAUCAAAAGGACUUGAUGGACCUCCAGGAAACUCUGGUGGUCCGGGCUCACCUGGACCAAGGGGGGAUGCUGGGCGCUCUGGGCCUCCAGGACCUCCAGGUGAAAAGGGUCAACCAGGCCAAGAUGGAAUUCCUGGCCCUGCUGGCCUAAAAGGAGAACCAGGACUACCAGGCUUUGGGACACCAGGAACGCCUGGACUUCCUGGGACUCCAGGUGCAAAGGGUGAGCCAGGAUUUUCUGGUCCCCCCGGAUCUCCUGGAUUUCCUGGCACUAAAGGAGACAGUGGUUAUCCUGGACGUCCAGGUAGCACAGGACCACCAGGACAACCAGGUCUCCCUGGACUAGCCACACCAGGUCCUAAAGGAAAUACUGGACCACCAGGACCUCCCGGACGCUCAGGUCCACCUGGCCAAGAAGGUCCUCGCGGACCCCCAGGCAGUGGAGGUUUCAAAGGUGAAAGGGGUAAUCCUGGCAGUCCUGGACAACCUGGAUUCCCAGGACCAAAAGGAGAAGCAGGAACACCAGGAAUACCGGGUGAUUCCGGAAGACCAGGUCUGAAUGGAAUGAAAGGAGAUCAGGGUGUACCCGGUGUCCCAGGUUUCCCAGGCAUGAAAGGACCCAGCGGACCUCCUGGUUUGGCUGGAUUUAAGGGCGACCUAGGCAGCCCUGGUCUUCCAGGUUUGCCAGGAUCACCUGGUCCAAAGGGUGAGAUCAGGACUAUACCAGGACCACCUGGUCCACCUGGACGCCCCGGAAGCAAUGGACCUCCAGGACAACCAGGACCUCCUGGAUUACCAGGUCCACAGGGGCCUCCUGGCGAUUCUGGAAGAGAUGGGCUACCAGGAUUUGAGGGGCAGGUGGGACGUAAAGGUGAUCGGGGUCUUCCAGGCCAGCCAGGUACAAGAGGAAACCAAGGUCCACCCGGUCCAGAUGGAUUACAAGGCCCUCCUGGUGCACCAGGCUUAGGAUCUGUAGCUCAUGGAUUCCUUAUAACCCGCCAUAGUCAGGCAACAGAGUCACCAGCAUGUCCUCAGGGUACCUCUAGGAUCUACGAUGGAUAUUCUCUUCUUUAUGUACAGGGCAAUGAACGGGCACAUGGACAGGACUUGGGUACCGCUGGUAGCUGUCUCAGGCGUUUUAGCACAAUGCCUUUCAUGUUUUGCAAUAUCAAUAAUGUGUGCAAUUUUGCUUCAAGAAAUGAUUACUCCUACUGGCUAUCUACGCCAGAGCCAAUGCCAAUGAACAUGGAGCCACUAAGGGGAAGAGACAUUCAGCCAUUUAUAAGCCGAUGCACAGUUUGUGAAGCUCCUGCCAUGGUGAUAGCUAUUCACAGUCAAACCAUUCAGAUUCCACCAUGUCCACAAGGCUGGUCUUCACUAUGGAUCGGAUAUUCCUUCAUGAUGCAUACAAGUGCGGGCGCAGAAGGUUCAGGACAAGCUUUGGCAUCUCCUGGAUCAUGUUUAGAGGAAUUCCGUUCAGCACCUUUCAUUGAAUGUCAUGGCCGUGGUACCUGCAAUUACUAUGUCAACUCAUAUAGUUUCUGGCUGGCCACCGUGGAAAUGUCGGAAAUGUUUAGUAAACCUCAGUCUGAAACACUCAAAGCUGGUGACCUGAGAACACGUGUCAGCCGAUGCCAAGUAUGUAUGAAGAGGACGUAACAUUUUGGUGAACUGGCUACCUGUGGAAGAGUGCUAAGGUCUGAAUUGUCCUCUGUGACAAUGGUGCUACUGUGUAGAUAAAGCAAAAACCAGAUACUGUUUAAAACAAUUUCAAAUGUACCUCACCAAAGUGCCAUAUUGAAGAUUGACUGGUGCAUACUGACGAAUGGACUUAGAAAACGAUAAAACCUCUUCCAAGAGAGAAAACUACAUUUUGGCGAGGAUCACAUGAAGUUUUUUUCCCCCAUUACCAAAAUGGCACUUUUCCUAUCAGCUAUACGAAGAAACGCACUGAGUAUCUUUAAAUAACAAGGCUACAGUUUUGAAAAAACAAACAUUUUUUAUGGUGCUACUAACCCCUCCGUAUCCUGGGUUUCAAAUAUACAAAUGCUAAGCUUGUUUCUCUUUGUAAGUAAUGAAAUGUGUAUAUUGUGUAAAACACUUUUUAUUUUUAUUUUUUGUUUCUCCAUUAAAUCAUUUAGGAAAAUCCAAGUAUAAAGUCACAUUUUCAGUUCACAAAUGUAUAAGAAUAAUAUUCAGAAUAUAUGCAUCAGUAUUUUCUACAUAUCUUAAGCAUCAGAAUACUACUGAUUUGAUGGCUUGCUUUUCCUGCCCCCUCCCUUGUUUCAUUUGGACUCCAUGUUGGCAUUGUAUCAUACGUAUGUCUUUAGCCAGGCUCAUCUGAUUGUUUAUACUGUCGCCAAUGCAAUCCCAUUUUAUUUGGAAAAUUUAAACGUUUGUUUUUGUACACUGAACACGUGAAAAUAUUAGCCAUAUUCUUUAUAACAUUUCAGUUACAACAAACACACAACCAGCACUGUCAAUACCCCUUCAGGAAUCACCAAAGUAUUUACACAUAUGGAAAGUGUUGUCAUGUGUGUUAUUGAACAUAGUGUGAAUGAAAUAAAGAGAGAUUGGCUAUAUUGGUAUUUUUGGUCUUCUUGGAAGAAGGAAUACAGAUUUUGAGUUCUUUUAGACCCAUGUAACAGCUAAAACUCACUAAGUGGGGGAGAUAUUCAAAAACUUUACAUUGUUACAUUGAUAUUAAUCACUUUUUAUUCUCCUCACAUUUUCAAAGGUCUCUUGUGCUGCUUUGAAAAUAACACUUUACGAUUAUUAUUAUUUUUCAAUAAUUGAUUAAAUAACACCUUUUCCCCAAAAACUAAAGAAAAAAAAUACAACCAUUUCUGUGAUUUCUACACUAGCAAAAAUCUGGUGUGAAAUUUCUGAUGUAAAAUGGACUCUCACCCCUUUCAAUAUAUCAUGUAAAACAUUAAAUUUACAUAGCCACGCCCACUGGUGUGACUAAUGUAAACCUUGGAUAAUUCUCAUGUAAACCACUUUGAAUAUCUGAUAUAAGGGGAGUAUUCUUCACGCCACAACUGUACCUGCGCAACUUUGCAAAUCUGUAAAGCAAUAUAGUGGUGUCAAAAAAAAAAAAGGAGGAGGGGGACAAGCAUAUGGGCCCUUUCACACUGCAGUAUUUUGGUCAGUAUCUGCAGGAUAAAACCAGAAGUGGGACCUACACCAAGAAAGAAAAUAAUCUUACAUCUGUUUUCAAUAUUUCUGUAGUCAUAGAAUAAGAUCUCUUAGGCUAUGUUCACGCCAUGGAAUUUCCGUGUGGAAUUCCACAGAAGAAUUCCGCACAAACAUUCCGCUGCAGCAGAGUCCGAU